UAACAGGAACAGUAAAACAGUACUGUUAGAAAUCGAUAACAUUGCAAUCGAAGCCAUUUAUCGCAGAUGGCACACGCUGGUGUCCGCGUUUCACUGUGAACUGCUCUAAUUCGCGUUGUUCGGCAAAAGUUACAAGUUAUUUGCAACGCGGCGGUUUGCAGGUUGUUUAAGUUAUUUAGCCUAUGCAUUAGUGCACCCACCACCGCGCCAAUGCCAACACUCUAGAAAAUACGAAAUUAUUUCUGCAGCCAAGCGGGAAAAGAGGCAUUGAACAAAACAUCAGAAACAUGGACGUAUCCCAGCCGCCACCGCAGCUGCUCACGGCACCCUCUGCCCUGGCCACCAACUUUACAUCGCUGCCCCCGCCAAACAUGGGCGGCCAGCACUAUCGGUUCCAUCAGCACCAUGGGUCCAACAAGCACGGAUACAACCAAUUCAAACCCUUCAUGCCCGGCGGCUUCCAGCGGCCUUUCGGAAUGUCCCAGGACGACUUCGACGGCAAGCGGCUGCGGAAAAGUGUAAUGCGAAAGACGGUGGACUACAACGCGUCUAUCAUCAAGGCGCUGGAGAACCGAUUAUACCAGCGUGAUUAUCGGGACCGCCUGGCCUUACAGCCGGACAGCAUUUAUGUGCCCCAUAUGGUGCCGCCCUCAGCUUACUUGGACAAUCCCUCAAACGCAGUGACCACAAGGUUCGUAAAGACGGCUACAAAUAAGAUGCGAUGCCCGAUUUUUACACUGGCCUGGACGCCGGAGGGUAGACGCUUAGUUACCGGGGCCAGUUCCGGCGAGUUUACGUUAUGGAACGGCCUAACCUUCAAUUUCGAGACCAUUCUGCAGGCCCACGACAUUUCUGUGCGCACGAUGGUGUGGUCGCACAACGACAGCUGGAUGGUGACCGGCGACCAUGGCGGCUAUGUUAAGUACUGGCAGUCCAACAUGAACAACGUGAAGAUGUACCAGGCGCACAAGGAGGCGAUUAGGGGAAUAAGUUUCAGUCCUACCGACAGCAAGUUUGUCAGCGGCAGCGACGACGGGACCCUGAGGAUAUGGGACUUCAUGCGGUGUCAGGAGGAGCGAGUGCUACGAGGCCACGGAGCUGACGUCAAGUGCGUGCACUGGCAUCCACAAAAGGGAAUGAUCGUCAGCGGAAGUAAGGACAACCAGCAGCCCAUCAAAAUUUGGGAUCCAAAGAGCGGCAUUGCCCUCGCUACUUUACACGCCCACAAAUCCACCGUAAUGGAUCUGAAAUGGAACGACAAUGGCAACUGGCUGGUCACCGCAUCCAGAGAUCAUCUGCUCAAGCUCUUCGACAUUCGCAACCUGCGGGAGGAGGUUCAGGUCUUCCGUGGUCACAAGAAGGAGGCCAGCUCAGUAUCCUGGCAUCCCAUACACGAGGGCCUCUUUUGCUCUGGCGGCUCCGAUGGUUCCAUUUUGUUUUGGAAUGUUGGUACCGAUAAGGAGAUCGGCUGUGUGGAGACGGCACAUGACAGCAUUGUUUGGACUCUUGCCUGGCAUCCGCUGGGUCACAUUCUGUGCUCUGGCUCCAAUGAUCAUACGAUCAAAUUCUGGACGAGGAACAGACCGGGAGAUCUAAUGAGAGACAAAUACAAUCUAAACACAUUGCCUGCUAGCCUGGCUGCCCUGGACGAGUGUGAAUACGAUGAUGCAAUUAUACCGGGAAUGGGACCCGAGGACCGGGUGGAGUUUACUGAAAGUUUAACUGCCGACAAAGGCUUUAUUCCCGGCUUGGAUUUGGAUCCUACCAAAGCAAUAAAUGACCGCGACCGGGAAAAAAAGGUCCCGUACAGCAAGCCCAUUCCCCGCAACUUCCAGGUGAACUGGGCAGGUCCCAGGAGAGCGGACGAUCCCAGCGUGCUCAGCAUUCACGAGGAGCUGGCCGCCCGCGAGGCCAAGGACACCACUAGCGGACUGAACCACCAGCAAAUCAGCGAGAACACAAUGGAGGGCAUCUUGGCCAGCGGCAUGCUUAACGGCCUCGAUCCCCAAACCAUUGUCGGGGUCCUCGUGUACAACCGGUUCAUUCGUGUGCACCCGGACUCUCGACUAAUGGCAGCUAUCCGUCAGGGAGCUGAGUUUCUCAACAAGUACAUCGACGCUGGAAAGCUGGAGGAGCUAAAUGAUGUAGUUCCAGUGAGAGAUAGGUCCAGAUCUGUAUCCCCCACAGUGGAGGCACGUGGGGAGGUUGUUUCCCCGCCCACCAAGAAGUCCCGCUUCGAACCACGUCAGCAUAACGCCCAGUUGGUGUGCGUUCGAGAAUUAAUGCAACUGAAAAAGCCCUUCCUACAGUCACUAGUCGCAUCGAAAGCACAGCAACCCAACACGGAGUUUGUGGACGAACCGCCGCUAGAGCAAAGGGAUAGGGAGCGGGAACGAGACGGAGAGCGCGAAAGUCAGCGGGAGCGCGGUCGUGAACGGGAGAGAGACCAAUCAGGGGGCAGGCCCAAUCCCUGGGCUUCAAAUGCCCCGUGGUCAAACAAUGGCAAUCCUGGAGGCAAUGGCAAUGGAUCCAAUGGCUUUAGCAACAGUGGCGCGGAUGGUUUCAACGAUCGGGAACGAGGUGGCCAACGUCGUCGGCGGGGCAACAACAACAACGCCGGUCCUGGGAACGGCGGCGGAGGCGGUGGGAGCAACCGAAAUCGCGGUCGCAACAACAACAACAGGCGUUACUAAUCGCUAUCCCACCAACACACCCAUUUACACAUUCUUCAGUUAUAAGCCACAUUAUGUCGUUGACUCAAUCUCUUUUGCAACUUUUGCUUUGUAAUGCUUAAAUCAAUUUAUAUUGCUUUACAAGAAACGAAAAGAAAUUCGGAUUGUAAUAUAUUAUACGUAUUGUAUCUAA
Molecule: messenger RNA, 2865 nt
Organism: Drosophila yakuba
Lineage: Eukaryota; Metazoa; Arthropoda; Insecta; Diptera; Drosophilidae
Gene: Wdr33
Product: pre-mRNA 3' end processing protein WDR33
Exons: 9
Coding region: 288-2693 (801 amino acids)
Cellular component (GO): mRNA cleavage and polyadenylation specificity factor complex
Molecular function (GO): protein binding
Source: RefSeq, a predicted model, not a curated record